CUGGAGGAAUGUGGAUAGGGUGUCCUCACCCUCGAUCCAGAUCACGAAGAUGUCAUCAGUGAAUCUGAACCAGCUGCAGCUGCUCAAGUAUUUCCACAUACAGAAUGCGUGUGUCUGACAAAACAAGAAUGAGGCACUCUGUUGAAGCAGCUGCUUCAACAAACAAAUGUACCAGGGAAACUCAAGCAUCAAACAGUAUACCUUCUGCAGUUGCACAAGAUUUGGCAGCAUGUUUGCCACCAGGGGAUCAACGCCCGUACGACAGCUCACGGUACGCCCCAAACGAGGCAGGGGAUGACGUGCUGAGCUACAGUGUUCUGCCUGCUGAAAUGCUGCCUUUUACUGCAGAAAGGCACCGAGCAUAUGACAAGUCUAAAUACUAUGACGCUACCCCCAGAGAAGUUCCUGUUUCGAGGGACCAGAUGGCACUGCAGUUAAGGGAAGAAUUGGAGCAGUGGAGGAGGUCUCAGGCUAGCUCUGUUCAGUCACUUGAAGAGCAGUACCCUCAGUGGGCAGACUGGAGGGCUGAUAUCCUACCACAGACAAGAAAGAAACGACCAUUGAGUGCACCAGAAGUUCGCACAAUGUUCAGAGAAGGCAGUGAGGAGGCAGAAACGAGCGAUGUCAAACAGAAGGACGAAUUGGGAACACGACAUGCUGCACAGGAAGUGGUCACGUCGCACUCAGAGCCAUCUACCUCCCAGGGGAUGCAGUUAUAAUUGUAAUAGAUGUUGGACACUUUGACUCCAAGUAUGUUAUACAGAAACACAGUGAUUUUUUACAAAAGGCAAAACUAUGUGUUCGAAGAAUUGUGGAGAGGAGGAUAUUUACCAGUGGUAAAGAUGAAAUUGGGUUGAUUGUACUUGGUUCUGACAAGACACAGAAUCCACUUGAUUACCCAAAUGUGAGUGUGGAAUUUCCUCUUGCACUGCCUACAUGGCAGAUGAUAUCCUUUGUGGAGAAAUCUUUACAUGAAAGUGAAAUAAAAACAGUUGGAUAGAUGGUGUUGUUGUUGGCAUGCAAGUCUUGAAAGAUGAGCUAGAGUGCCUUGAAGAAAAUAAAAGAUCUCGAAAGUGUCUUAAUGACAACCGAUGGCCUCAUGUUGACAAGACAGCUGGUUGCCUUGCAGAGGGCAGGGCUUGAUGGUCUGAACAUCAGCUUAGACACCCUGCAGUCCCGACGC
Messenger RNA from Schistocerca serialis cubense, 1183 nucleotides. RefSeq lists its product as uncharacterized. The coding region runs from base 105 to 719 and encodes 204 amino acids. The record is from RefSeq and is a predicted model, not a curated record. NCBI's taxonomy places the organism in Eukaryota, Metazoa, Arthropoda, Insecta, Orthoptera, Acrididae. The transcript has 8 exons.